Messenger RNA from Camellia sinensis, 1113 nucleotides. RefSeq names its product bet1-like protein At4g14600. Lineage: Eukaryota; Viridiplantae; Streptophyta; Magnoliopsida; Ericales; Theaceae. The record is from RefSeq and is a predicted model, not a curated record.
AGUCAUUGUACCAAUGUUCAGGUGCCACCUGUGAGACCCUGACAGAUCCGGACCGGUGCUGCUAAUUACCUCUCUGGCGUUGUAAAAUUGCAGAAGACAGCCAGUGGACAACCGUCCGAUUGCUAAAUCCAACACCGGAGCUGUCCCACAGCACAGCCAUCUCUGCUAUCUCUACUCUUUGCGGAAUUGAUGACUAGGACGAUUCAACACGGUUCGUCGUUCUAGGGUUUUGUUUCAGUCACCAUCGCUCAACUCUGAUUUGAAAUCUCAAAAAUUCUUCGUCUCCAAUGGCGUCCAGUUCGCAUAGAGGCGGUGGUUUCUAUGGCGCUGCUCCCUACAGAUCGAGAGAAGGGCUUAGCACGAGACAAGUCGGUAAUUCUGAUGAAAUCCAAUUGCGGAUUGAUCCAAUGCAUGGCGACUUGGAUGAUGAGAUUACCGGUCUCCACAAACAAGUUAGACUACUAAGAAACGUAGCUCAAGAGAUAGAAUCAGAGGCAAAGUUUCAGAAUGACUUUCUCAAUCAGCUGCAAAUGACACUGAUAAAAGCUCAAGCUGGGGUGAAGAACAACAUGAGGAGAUUGAACAAGAGUAUCAUCCAGCAGGGGUCAAACCAUGUUAUCCAUGUGGUUCUUUUUGCACUUCUCUGUUUUACUGUGGUCUACUUCUGGUCCAAAUUCUCUCGAAGAUGAGGUUUGCAAUCCUGCAGCAGCCUUGCCAUGCCAAGAAUCUUUUUGAAUGAAGGCCAACUAAACUUCUUGGAAGAUCUAAUUCCAGUUUCUUUAUAGAACUAUCCCCAUGGACGUAUCGUCGUAUACAUUGUGAUGGCAUCUUUGAAAAGCAUGGUUCUUGUUUUCCCAGUUUUUACUUCUGAAAUGUACAAAAAAUUCUAGCUGCGGGGAAAAAGGUGUUAAUUGCGUGUGAAAUAUGAGACGGUCUAUCUUGUGAGUAAUUAGUUUUGUUAGUGAAAUUAUAGUUCCAUCCAUAUUUGAUUGUCAGGGAUUUCACUUGAUUGGCUUUCUUUAGUUUUUUUGUUGGAAGCUGUUUUUGAGGCAAUCAAGAAUGUUAAACUUUGUCAAACAGGGACAUGUAGUCUAUAUAUCUGGAUUGAUGCAA